This is a messenger RNA of Microthlaspi erraticum, 429 nucleotides long. The record is from the annotation of a GenBank genome assembly. Lineage: Eukaryota; Viridiplantae; Streptophyta; Magnoliopsida; Brassicales; Brassicaceae.
AUGGAAUCUAGAAGAUCAGAUUUGGUCCCAAGCGAGAAAUAUUCAACUCCAGCAAAAGAAGGCACCUACAAGAAGCUUCUUACGUAUGAUAAGGUCUUGAGGAAGAGGUAUACAGUUUCAGGACUAGGGCCGAGGACUCACGAUUCUGAAAUUUUGGUCAAAGUUUUGCGUUUUUGGCUAAACGAUCACCCAAGUUCUGCUAAAAGAUUAGAGCUCAUACUAUCUGAUGAAGAGGGAGAGAAGAUUCAAGCAACUGUGCAUGUUUCCGUUUAUGAGGCUUAUGAUUGCAAGGUCAACGAGGGAGAUUGGAUUCUCAUCAAGAAUUUCGAUGUCACUACUCAGACAGGACAUUGUAGAGCUACUUGGCAUCUAAAUCGAAUAUACUUGAUGCCAACAACAAUCAUCACAAAAGCUAAAAAAACAGAUUAA